AUGGCAGACACCGUGCAAAAGCUUCAGGAAAUGAAGUUACUGAUAGUAGGCUCUGGAGGUGUUGGAAAGUCAGCCUUGACUGUGCAGUUCACUCAGAGUACCUUUGUAGAGGAAUACGAUCCCACUAUUGAGGACACGUACAGGAAGCAGUUCGUGGUUGACGAUCUACCAGUUGCUGUCAAUAUCCUUGAUACAGCUGGCCAGGAAGAAUACGCUCUAGUAAGGGAGCACUUUAUUGGCACAG
Messenger RNA from Sphaeroforma arctica JP610, 244 nucleotides. RefSeq lists its product as hypothetical. Lineage: Eukaryota; Ichthyosporea; Ichthyophonida. Gene Ontology annotation, biological process: signal transduction. Gene Ontology annotation, cellular component: plasma membrane. The transcript has a single exon. The record is from RefSeq and is a predicted model, not a curated record. The annotation marks the transcript as partial. Gene Ontology annotation, molecular function: GTPase activity; GDP binding; GTP binding.